AUGGAGGACGACGAAUGCUUUAUCCAAGCUUUAAUAGAAAGUGUAGAAAAAAAGAAAUGUUUGUACGAUAAAAGGGAUCCAUUUUAUUUUAAUCGUGUAAAUAAAGAUAAAGCAUGGCAGGCAAUUGCAGAACAAUGCGGCAAAAGUGAUCUAGAAUGCAAACAUAGAUGGAAGCUACUCCGGGAGCGAUUCUGCAAGGAAGUAAAAAGGCUAGAAGCUCCAUCAGGUAGCGGGAUGUGCUACUUGGAGGAAUGGCGUUUUUUGAAACCCAUGAUGUUUUUAAAAGACUCCGUCACACCGCGUCGCACCCGUGAUAAUGCAGAAGCAAAUGCAGAAUCUGUCUUGGAUUCGUCAACAACGGAUAGUUUGACUGAAAGUCCAUCGCCACCUCAGAAGAAGAAGAAAAGUAGUGAAUUAGAAAGUCUCUACCAGAAGCUUGGAGCAACUAUAAAUAAUUUAGAAAAGCAGAUGGCGGCGCCGGCUGAAAUCUGUGAUACUGACGAGGCUUUUAUGACGACGGUUUUGUGCCUAAUGAAGGACCUGCCAGUGUCGGUCAAAGAUGAAUUCCAGGAGAAAAUGAUCUUGGAAUUAUAUCGCUUACGUCGCGAAAAUAGACAAUCUUAG
This is a messenger RNA of Bactrocera dorsalis (oriental fruit fly), 624 nucleotides long. Its product is annotated as transcription factor Adf-1-like. The transcript has 3 exons. The record is from RefSeq and is a predicted model, not a curated record. Gene Ontology annotation, cellular component: transcription regulator complex; nucleus. Gene Ontology annotation, biological process: regulation of transcription by RNA polymerase II. NCBI's taxonomy places the organism in Eukaryota, Metazoa, Arthropoda, Insecta, Diptera, Tephritidae. Bases 1 to 624 code for a protein of 207 amino acids.